AUGCCCUCCAUAAAGCUGCACCCACACUGCUCAAGUCCAGCAAAAGCAGCUGCGACCGCCUCAACUCCGAACAAUCCCCUCCCAGCACUCCUUCAAACACCCUCAGGCCUAGCCCUUCUCGAGCUCCAGGGCACAAUCAAUGUCCCCUCGGGGAACGAAGAAGAUGACAUAGACUACUCUUCCUCUAUGGAUAAUCCAGCCUCUACCUUCGAAACUCCGAUCGGAAAACUCAUGUUCCCAGACUACUCGGUCCACAACCCAGAUGACACAAAAUGGAUGAAGCGCGCAUACAUGUAUGUUGGCCGGUACCAGCGGAUGACUGGAGAAGUCAAGAAGCUCCCACGGCCAAUUGCUGUGCUACAAAAACGACAGGCGUCGGAGGGCGAGGAACUGGAGGUUGUGGAGAUUGUGCGCUAUAAGAUCUUCUUCAAGAGUCGGCCGGAGCCCGUAACAAAUGUUUGA
This is a messenger RNA of Penicillium concentricum, 462 nucleotides long. RefSeq names its product Ctf8 family protein. The transcript has a single exon. Gene Ontology annotation, biological process: mitotic sister chromatid cohesion. Gene Ontology annotation, cellular component: Ctf18 RFC-like complex. The record is from RefSeq and is a predicted model, not a curated record. NCBI's taxonomy places the organism in Eukaryota, Fungi, Ascomycota, Eurotiomycetes, Eurotiales, Aspergillaceae. Bases 1 to 462 code for a protein of 153 amino acids.